Leptomonas pyrrhocoris is the source of this 2625-nucleotide messenger RNA. RefSeq lists its product as hypothetical. The transcript has a single exon. Bases 268 to 2625 code for a protein of 785 amino acids. NCBI's taxonomy places the organism in Eukaryota, Euglenozoa, Kinetoplastea, Trypanosomatida, Trypanosomatidae. The record is from RefSeq and is a predicted model, not a curated record.
AGAAACUAUUAUUCAGAAAGGUAUUCAUUUCGUGGACGGCGUGUGUGCGUGCGUGUGUCUGUGUACUGGUUGUACAUGUGCGGCUCUGACACGUGUCAGCGUACGCAAAGGAUCGGUUGCGGUUCUCCUCCUUCAUUUCUUCUGUUAUUAUUGUAAUUCUUCACAGUGGCCUUUAUUCCUUCCCCCCCCCCCCUCCCUCCAUCGUCUUCUUCUGCCUCGCAAGGUUGAAUGUACGCCUCCCGCUGCUCUUUGCCAUCCCUGAGGCGGAUGCGGCGAAUACUUCAAUCUCCCGCGUCACCGUCCGUUGCGCUCUCCAUCAACGUCCUUCACACGUCCAAUGCGCUGCCAUGUAGUGUCGAGGGCAGCAGAAAGCAUUUCAGCGGAGGCGCUUCUGCCCACACACAAUUCUGCUGCCGUCGCAUCCGUGAUCCUCGUGCGGCGUUGACGGCGGCAACGGCGCGAGGUUUCUCUUCAGCGGCGCUGACGGUGACACGGGUGACGUGUGGGGCUUCGCCGUCUAUCCCCGCCUCUGCCUCUUCCACCACAACGCAGACGAAGAGCGCUGCUUUGCACGCGUCUGCGCCGCUGGAGAACGGCGCGGCCGAACUCCCCGUCAGCCGUGCCCUCAUCCAGGAGAUACAACUCAUCAUGUCCCGUCACGCAGCAAUGAAGUGGAUGCCCGUGAGCGACCUGUACGCCGACCUCUCCCCGCGCACACGACGUGAGCACGUCCGCCCACACAAGUCGAUGCUGCAGGUCCUACAGAAGGCGAAAAGUGAGCUAGGCAUCUCCAUCAACGCCACCGGUGUGUUUUACGCGGUGGGCAGGAUGCCUGUAGCGAAGCAUGAACCGAAACAGACGCCUCAGCCGCCGCAACAGUUGACGAAGUCGGUGUCAGCGGCGAAGAAAAGUCCCUCACCGGCGGCACAAUUGGUACAACGUGGCACGACAGCAGCAACAGCUGCCGACGCUGCCACUUCUCCUUCACCCCUGUCUGUCUUGGAGGGGUUUAUAGCACCUGUCAUACCACGUGUAGAUUUUUUCUUUGAUGUGCAGCUGGAGGAAUUUCCGCUGCCUCCGUCAGACUUCGACGUCACCCCUGCCCAUCUGCAGCGGCAGGUCACCCGCUCAAGUGCAGACGGGGCGGUCAUUGCGAUGAGCGACUUCGUAGCCUACAUCCCCCCGUUCUUUGCCCCACUCCGGGAUGUGCUGGCCCACAUGCCGGGCUACACCGAAGAACACAUACAGCGCUACUUCCGGGCGGGCACGAUGGAGGUGGUGACGGUGGACGCGGAGAAGUAUAUCCGCGUGCACAGCGGCUACGAGAAGCUGUCCCUCGCCGGCUGCGAAGCGGCGGAGGAAACUUUUCGCCAGUUUCGCCCGCUGCCGUCGCUGGCAGUGCACUUUGAGAAAGCCUUCGAGGGGAUGACGGACAAGUGGAUGCCGCUGCCGGUGUUGCUGAGUCGCGUGGACCCAGCCGUGGUGGCCCAGCUGCCCUUCCAAGGCCCCUCCGCCGUGAUGUACUUUGCGCAGAUGCAGCACAAAUUUGCCUUCGCGGUGCGGCAUGUACCACCGCAGCAGGACGGCGCCGCGGCCACGACGGAAGCGGCCGUGCUGCUGCGCCGCCCCGACUACGGCGGGCUGGAGUGUGACACCACCCCUACCCCGAAAGUGGUCAGCUAUCUUUUCUCGCUUAUCCCUCAGGAAGGCCAGGUGGAGAUGUGCGACGUGGCGCGGCAGCUGCCGGGACCCAUUAAGGCGGAGCUGGAGGAGUACUACGGCGGUCUCGCACAGUUUUUUGCCAAGCACGCCCCUCUGUACUACGUCCCGCCGGAGACGCCUACGGUGGUGAUGCGACUGCGCUAUCGGCAGCGCUUUCACAUCGCCACCCGCCCACUCGAAGAACAGCUGAAGUAUGCAAUGGACAACAACAAGAAAUCGAAGGUGCGGGUGAUCCGUCGCCGCAUUGCGUUCCGCGACAACCCGUCGCACCCUUUCCUAGACCCCGAGAACUUGGCGAAGGAGCUGAGCAACCACCUGCCCAGGCGUGGAUUCGUCUCGGUCAAGGUGUUCCUUAGUCGAGGCAUUCCAGAGGAGCUGGUGAUGUUCAUGCCGCCCAAGGUGCACAACUUCUUCAAGAACUACCCGCAAUUCUUCACCCAAUUUGAGUACCAGAAACCCGGCGUUUGGUGUCUGUGCAGACCUGACCAGCCGCUCCCUCGCGGGGUGAUUCGACAGUCCUUCAGCGAAAGUGAUCUGGUCCGCAUGCUUGCCGAGUACCUGCAGAAAAAAGGUCCGCGUUCGGUCUCCAACGUCCUGCUCAACACGCCACGCGGGGCGCAGGAGAUCUUGAAGAAGCGCUACGGCGGUGUUUACUUCUUUGUCACCCGCUUUCCGCAGUACUUUCAUGUGGUGCUCGGCUCCGACAACGGCAACGCGCAGAGCAGCGGGAUUGUGCAUCUUAUUCAGGUCCCAAGUGCGGAGUUGGAUGACAGCGCGAUGGCGAACGUUGCCGGCAGCCUCAACAACCCAGAUGCGCCAACGACUGACUUGUCGACGGAGAAGUUGGGUGAGACUGAAUUGGAGGGUGAAGACGGUGACGAUGAUUACGAUGGCCUCGAUUAA